AUGCAGCAGACGAUUCAACCCAUUCUUCACGGAGCUGCAAGCGCGAGCUCCUACCGAGAGUUUGGGAGCAAGUUCAUCUUUCUCGAAGUCGUCGGCAAGCCGCCGGAAGUAGCGUCCACGUCGCCACCGCGACAUCUCACGACGCACUUGCGGCCCGGACAGGUCGCCAUCUCGUCCGAGGCGAAAUACGUCUACGUGGCCCGAAACCCCUGGGACGUGUGCGCCUCGCUGUACGACCCUCAACGGGAACUUUGUGGAGCCCUCGACGGACAAACGUUCGACGACUUCGUGUCCCUGUUUUUACAAGGGCUAAUGGGACCCGGCGACUACUUCGAGCACGUGCGCGCGGGCUACCUGAGAAAAGACGAGCCGAACGUCUUCUUCGUGACGAUCGAGGAAAUGAUGGGAGGCCACGCAGGCGUCGUCUGGCGUCUCGCGGACUUUCUGGGCAGAGAAUACGGCGAUGCGCUGCGUCAAAACUCGGAAUUGCUAAGUGAAGUCGUCAGCAAGUGCAGCUCUGAUUACAUGAAGAGCAUCUUGACAGCUUCCAAACAGAUCGUUAACGAAGUUCUGCCGGCUAAAGCGGAAAAUGCGCGCACGGGAGACUUGCAGGACAAUGAGAUCAGGGACCAGCGCACCUAUUGA
Molecule: messenger RNA, 645 nt
Organism: Rhipicephalus sanguineus (brown dog tick)
Lineage: Eukaryota; Metazoa; Arthropoda; Arachnida; Ixodida; Ixodidae
Product: sulfotransferase 2B1
Exons: 2
Coding region: 1-645 (214 amino acids)
Biological process (GO): sulfation
Cellular component (GO): cytoplasm
Molecular function (GO): sulfotransferase activity
Source: RefSeq, a predicted model, not a curated record